Molecule: messenger RNA, 1614 nt
Organism: Cordyceps militaris CM01
Lineage: Eukaryota; Fungi; Ascomycota; Sordariomycetes; Hypocreales; Cordycipitaceae
Exons: 8
Coding region: 1-1614 (537 amino acids)
Source: RefSeq, a predicted model, not a curated record
AUGCAAAGGCAGUGGCUUUGGAUAUUCAUCCCCUUCUUAUGCGGAGUCUUGACAAUUACAGGCGCUUGCUGCACCAACGAUGCGGCUCCAGCUUAUGCACGCUAUCGACGACAUUGGGAGUAUCUCAUAUUACCUGUGCUGCCAGGGCUUGGGCUCGGGUUUGCGGCCGCUGCUAUACCUGCUGAGCAGGCACUCAGACUACAACAACUACAGUACGUGCUUCAGUCAAUGAUUGGCUUCCUGUUCAUAUAUCUGUUCCAGGGCAAGGGGCUGGUAUCCGAACACAGGUCCAGCACACAGGCCAAGAAGGCGGGCCAAGCUCCACGGGACGGAACUUCACUUCAACUCGGGCAGUCCCGCCAGAGGCUGAUCCUGGAGGAUGUGAACCUGGAACACAUCACUACUGGGGAUCUUGAAAGCCUGCUAACGGAGGAGGGGCUGGAUGUACCUGGGGUUCUUGAAAGCUCGGGGGAGAGGCUGGAUAUACCGGUGAAGGCCGAGGGAGGCGAGCCACGCCCAGACACUCAUGUUGUAAGGAAAACGUACACGGGUGACCUCUGCACAGAGUGCACCGCCGGUGCCGAUACCACAGAGGUGAAUGUGCUUGCCGUAGCCGCGUGUACUGACUGCCCGUUUCGCUCAUGUAAUACCUCUGUUGAAACUUUGUUAACACCGACCAGCCCCAUCAGGGAGCCGCGCAACUGCAUCGAGUACACGGCACCAAAGAUUCUACGGAGACUUGGGACGACACAACGCUUAGUUGUUCCGCUAAUACUUCUGGCUGCCACGCUGGCAGUGGCGUCAGGCAUUAUCCAGCCUGCACAAGCACAAGCCCUGCAGAAUAUGCAGCAUAUUUGCUACUGGGUACUUGACUGCGAGCUAGUUAAGAGAGAGAUCGGUAGAAUUUUAGUUGCCAACGCAAUUAAGCUAGAGCUCUGGAUAGGCAAAAUCCACUGUGUUCUACAGGACUGCCUACCAAAAUACGACAUAGCACUUGCAUUGAACAACAAUUACGCCGUUUUCGCCACGGCCUUUGACGCACAGACAUAUAACGACUCUGACGAAGCUAAUCUAUCCAAAGCUUGUGAAAUACUUAGGGGUUCCGAGAAGAAGUUUGGGAGCUUGAAGACGCCACUGGAGAGUGUCUCAAAAGGCGCAUACAUUGGCAUUCGCGCAGGAAUAGAGAUUUUGGUACUUGCAAGGUACGGCGCCUCCGUCAAACCAAUUGUACAAUUAUCACGCACUUUGGAGUCAGCAGAGGAAGAUAGACGCAUUUGGGAUACAGGAGCAUAUAAAGUGCAGGCCUGGGUGAGCAGCCUGAAAACAGUACAGCAAAAAAUUGAUCUUUCGCCAAGAAAUUACAGCCAGCAAGAGAUCAACUGCAUCAACUGCAUCAACUGCAUCAAAUGCAUCCAAAUCGCUGGAGUGGCGAUCUUGGCUCGAUCUAUUACAAGGUUGUUAUUCAGUGUGGGAUCUGCGCUGCACUCUUGGUGGCAAGACCGUGACCGGACUAUUAAUGAUUCGGUUGUUACCAUCAGCGACAAGUCUCAAGCUCAGCUACGUGAGGAUAAGGUGGCUGGGCUACCGGAUUUGCCGUCGAGCAUGAUUGAUUGA